Oncorhynchus keta (chum salmon) is the source of this 1452-nucleotide messenger RNA. RefSeq names its product PAK4-inhibitor inka2-like. The transcript has 2 exons. The record is from RefSeq and is a predicted model, not a curated record. Gene Ontology annotation, molecular function: protein serine/threonine kinase inhibitor activity; protein kinase binding. The coding region runs from base 448 to 1335 and encodes 295 amino acids. NCBI's taxonomy places the organism in Eukaryota, Metazoa, Chordata, Actinopteri, Salmoniformes, Salmonidae. Gene Ontology annotation, cellular component: nucleus.
AAGGAGAGGUACCGGAUCCGGUCAAAUAGGUUCCAGAACAAAACAGUCCAAAACUUAGAGGGGCAGGAUCUGGCUCAAAUUAAGCACUGUCUAUUUAGUAGCAAGUAGACAGCCUAUCAAUCUUCUUUCUGACCCCCCUGCCACACAUCAGAACACUCUUUGUACACGUGCAGCCACAAGGACGCACACAAUCAAGGAGGGCUAAUAACGAAUAUAUCAUAAUCAUCACAAUUCACAGAUGUACACCUAUACUAUAUAUUUUGUUUGAUGCUUUGCCACUACAAUAGGCUAUUAUCAUUUACCUAAAGAAAUGGUUGGAUUUAGCUUUAGACCGAGGUGCGCGGAGAUGAGUGGCGGAGACCAAGGCACGCGUGGACAACAGUGGAUGCAUCAAUUCAAGCUAUAAAUUUGUGUCUUCAGGACUCUGAAGACUGUCUGGUGGACCAGAUGCAGUACAUGAGGUCCCUGCAGGACCUGAAGCACAUGAGCCGACCGCUGAGCGAUCCCUCUGGCCGCUCCUAUGCCAUGACCCGUGCCUGCCAGCAGAGGGCUCAGCAGCGGGAGCGCCUGUCACACCUCCGUAGGCCCAUCUCUGAGGCCAGCACUUACGACUCAGCUUGCUGCCUGGCCAGCCCCAUGGAGGAGGAGGAGCAGGAAGGGCAGAAGCGGUUAAUGCAGGGCUCCCCCAGCAGUGACAAGAGUCUGGAGUUUGACUCAGGAUACUCUGAGGCAUCCUGGCAGGACGAGGAUGUGGUGCUCAGGAGGACCAGGAACGUACGUGUGUCUAACUCCGCCUGCCUCCGCACCAACCGGGGAGUGGGUCCCGCCGGCCGGAUUCGGCCCAAAUCCACUUCUGACGCUUGUCUGGAGCGCUGGACGUCAUUUGAGGCGAGCAGCGACCCAGAAGACUGGACCACGUCACUGCUGAGCCGCAGCAGGAACAGACAGCCCCUGGUGCUGGGGGACAACAGCUUCGCUGACCUCAUUAAGAACUGGAUGGACCUGCCAGAGUGUCCUGAGCCAGCAGAACUCAAGCCCCAUGCAGGCCGGCGCCUGGCAAAGGACCUCCUGGUCAACAUGAGGAGGAAGCUGGCAGGGAUGUCUAAGAGCGUGGAGAUGAGGGCCAGACCAGCAGACAGCACCAGGGUCAGCAGGGCCGCGGUGGCCCCCAAACGCAUGUCCUGCCCCGUGGGCUUCCAGCCACACAAACCGUUCUUUCACCAGUCCCACACAGGCCUGCACCAACUGGGAACAGACUUCUACCAGUUCACUGCUCUCAUGAAGACAGGCAGCCGACAACCUAUCAUAUGCAAUGACAUCAUCGGGUACGUCUGAUUGGAGUGAUGUCAAAACUACCGAUUCUUACCACAGAUUUACAUAAUGUUAUUUAAUUUUUUUAUAUGUGCUUUAUGUUGAAAUUGUUACAAUAAAAAUGUUUGUCUAUUGAAAAUA